This is a messenger RNA of Acipenser ruthenus (sterlet), 1957 nucleotides long. It is a transcript of the gene dnajc27, whose product is annotated as DnaJ (Hsp40) homolog, subfamily C, member 27. The record is from RefSeq and is a predicted model, not a curated record. Lineage: Eukaryota; Metazoa; Chordata; Actinopteri; Acipenseriformes; Acipenseridae. Bases 746 to 1576 code for a protein of 276 amino acids. The transcript is spliced from 7 exons. Gene Ontology annotation, molecular function: GTP binding; GTPase activity.
GCUAAAUAAUAUUUAAAUCGUCAAAUUAGAUACAGAAAGUAGAGUUUAUGUGUAUUUUUGUUUAACUAGACUAUUUCACGUGUCGAAUCUGCUGAAUGGAGUUUGAAGCUGCGGCUUAGAAACAGGGAAUCAGGAACAUAAAAAAAAACAGGAACAAAUCCUGAACUAGGGAUAGAAAUAGGCAUUGUAUUCCUCUUAAAAUGCAGUAUCUGUAGCGUAAAAUUAAUAUAAACCCAUUCAUCCAAACAAGUAAAUCGAUAUCGUGCGGGGAAUGUACAGAACUGUGAUUUGAUUUGAGCCUCGAUUGUUUAGUAUUAUUAUUUUUAAACGCUUUUUAUAUAUAUUUAUUCCGCACUAAAUUGUAUAAAUCUACUGUUGUUUGUAUAUGCUAGUGUAUACAUAACUGUUAUUUGUUGUAUUAGUUGUUAAUAGUAAUGUUGGUAUCCUUUUUUGUUAUUAUUUUACAAAAGUGUACUUUAUAUUACAGCUCGAGGCCUAUGGUUUAAUUUUAGUUAAAAUAUCACAUUUCAAAAUGCAGUAAUUCCAGUUAAGUGUUUUUACAUUCAUUUUGUUUUUUGGAGGCCCUGCAAACAGCGUUCUAAAAUUACUAAAUAGGUACUUUAAACACACUAUAAACAGAUUAUUACAGAAAAACACUCGAUAUAUAUAUUAAAAUAGUGUUUGCUCAAAAGAGCCAACAUAUAUAUAUAUAUAUAUAUAUAUAUAGAUAUAGAUAUAGAUAUAUAUGUGCAUUAUGGAAACAAAUCUGCAGAAGCGACGUGAGAACAAGAAAUCGCUGAGAGUAAAGGUAAUCAGCCUUGGAAACGCAGAGGUCGGAAAGAGCUGUAUAAUAAAACGCUACUGUGAGAAGAGAUUUGUUGCAAAGUAUCUGGCCACAAUCGGAAUCGAUUAUGGAGUAACAAAAGUCCAAGUCCGAGAUAGAGAGAUCAAAGUGAACAUUUUCGACAUGGCAGGGCACCCCUUCUUCUAUGAGGUACGGAACGAGUUUUACAAGGACUCUCAGGGAGUCAUCCUGGUGUACGACGUCGGGCAGAAGGAGAGUUUCGACGCGCUAGACAUCUGGCUGGCCGAGAUGAAGCAGGAGAUUGGUUCCCACAGCAACAUGGAGAACAUUGUCUUCACUGUCUGUGCCAACAAGAUUGACCUCUCGAAGCGCCGUGUGGUGGACGAGAGCGAGGGACGACUGUGGGCGGAGAGCCGGGGAUUCCAUUAUUUUGAGACAUCAGCACAGAGUGGAGAGGGAAUCAGCGAGAUGUUCCAGGCUUUCUUCUCUUCCAUCGCUGACAUGUGUGAGAAUGGGGGGCGUCGUCCAGUGUCAGGGGUCAACGUGGGCUUCACGCGGGAGCAAGCCGACACCAUCCGCAGGAUCAGGAGCAGCAAGGACAGCUGGGACAUGCUGGGGGUCAAACCAGGGGCAACAAGGGAGGAAGUGAACAAGGCAUACAGGAAGCUGGCUGUGCUGCUGCACCCUGAUAAGUGUGUCGCCCCAGGGAGUGAAGAUGCCUUCAAAGCUGUGGUGAAUGCCCGCACUGCACUGCUCAAGAACAUCAAAUAGGGUCUGACCCCAUUCCUUUCCCCAAGGAGAACCACUGACCCCAUUCUUGUCUCUUUUCAAACUCCAGCCCCUGCCUCCUUGCAGAACCUCUUACAAUCCCAUCGUCAACUCAAUGCUAAUAGGGUCAGAUUCUUUUAUUGUCAUUCAUACUGCACUGCUCAGAAUCAUUCAAUUGGAACUUCUAGCUGGUCCCAUAACGUCUGACCUGGUCCAAUAUGGCACUCGCUUUACUCUGGUCAAAACAUGAAUUCCCAAACCAACAACCACUAGCCCAAUCUGUGAGGUACAGGAACAAUUAAUUGGGUGUGAUAUCUGAGUCACAACCCCAGUUUAAUUAAUUUCACAAAUGAACAAAAACACUGACUAAUUCCCUGUUCCAAA